CUCCAAUAUAAUUCACACAAUUGCUGACUUUUCAUCUUUGCAUCUCUUCUGAAAAAUAAAAAAUAGCCAUGGCUUCUUCUUCUUCUUCCAGUUGCAUCAUCAUCUUCUUCUAUGCUCUACUGCUUAUACAGUUUUGCGGUGGUCGGAAAAUCGCACACAACAAAGAAAAUCAUAUAAAUAUAUACGGGAAAAAUGAUCUUGAUGAUUUGGAUCCGGCUCUAAACGUGUUCUUCCACGUAAACGAUUUACAUUCGGGAAAAAAGAUGCCGAUUUAUUUUGCGGUUAACGAUCCUUCAACAACGCCUCGGUUAUUAACAAGAGAACAAUCCGAUUCGAUACCUUUUUCGUCGUCAAAACUUUCGUAUAUUCUUGAGCUCAUAUCAUUAGCCAAUGGUUCACCACAAGCGUUAGCGAUGCAACAAACUCUCAAACAGUGUGAGCUUGAGGCAACACCGGGUGAGACCCGGUUUUGUGCAAGCUCUUUAGAGUCCAUGCUGGACUUGACACGUGGAAUAAUGGGUAUGGUCAAACUGAAGGCGUUGACCACCAAUAUUCAUAAUUUGUCAAACACCCUUUUGCAAGAGUAUACUUUUUUGAAUGAGCCAUUGGAAAUUAAUGUUUCUAAUAUGGUUGCUUGUCACACUAUGGCUUAUCCCUAUGUGGUUUACUAUUGUCAUGGUCAAAAGGGGUACAAUAGGGUUUUUGAGAUUUCUUUAGGGGGUGAGAAUGGAAAUAUUGUUGAUGCUAUCGCGGUGUGCCACAUGGACACUUCUAAUUGGGAUAGUGAUCACGUGGCGUUUCGUGUUCUCGGAGUCCAGCCUGGCAGCUCGCCGGUGUGCCAUUUUCUCCCCGCCGAUAACAUUGUGUGGAUACCGUCACCAUAGACAGGUAGAUGAUGAGGGUUAUGUAGUAUUGAUUGUAAAACAUGUUUGUAUGUGUGUAAUAUGUAGAGUAAUAGCUAGUGAUUUGUGGUAGAAUAGCAUAAAUAUGUUUGUUUUUGAGUAUUUAUGACAUGUUUUUAUCUAGUUUUUAUCUAUAUAGUUAUUAAUAUCAAGAAUAAAUAUCAUGUA
This is a messenger RNA of Helianthus annuus (common sunflower), 1070 nucleotides long. RefSeq names its product BURP domain protein USPL1. NCBI's taxonomy places the organism in Eukaryota, Viridiplantae, Streptophyta, Magnoliopsida, Asterales, Asteraceae. The record is from RefSeq and is a predicted model, not a curated record. The transcript is spliced from 2 exons. Bases 69 to 884 code for a protein of 271 amino acids.